AUGUCUGCGACUCCCGCUACCUUCUACGAGCAGCUGCCGCUGCCUACCAUCGACCGUCCCUUUGGUAUUCACCUGUGGCCCAUCUUCGACAAGGCUUUCACUGCUGUUGUCGGCUACUCCGCCAAUGACUUCAAGUUUGUGCCUUUCGAGACUCCCAUGUCCACCCUCAAGUCGACAUCGAUCUUCAUUGUCAUCUACUACUGCAUCAUCUUCGGUGGUCGCGAGUGGAUGCGCAACCGCGAGCCUUUCAAGCUCAAGGGUCUCUUCUUGAUCCACAACCUCUACCUGACUCUGAUCAGUGGCACUCUCCUGGCUCUCUUCAUUGAGCAGCUUCUCCCCACUGUUGUCCGUGGCGGUAUCUUCCACGCCAUUUGUGAUGCUGAGGGUGGCUGGACCCAGCCCCUUGUCGUUCUGUACUACCUCAACUACCUCACAAAGUACCUCGAGCUCCUCGACACUGUCUUCCUAUUCCUCAAGAAGAAGCCUCUCACCUUCCUCCACUGCUACCACCAUGGUGCUACCGCUUUCCUCUGCUACACUCAGCUCAUCGGCUCCACCUCCGUCUCUUGGGUCCCCAUCGUCCUGAACCUCCUCGUUCAUGUCGUCAUGUACUGGUACUACUUCCAGAGCGCUCGUGGUGUCCGUGUUUGGUGGAAGGAGUGGGUUACCCGUCUCCAGAUCAUCCAGUUCGUCAUUGAUCUCGGAUUCAUCUACUUCGCCUCUUACACCUACUUCACCUCAACCUACUUCCAAUGGAUGCCCAAUGCUGGCAAGUGCUCUGGCGAGGAGUUUGCUGCUUUCUCCGGUAUCAUCACCAUCAGCUCUUACCUCGUCCUCUUCAUCUCCUUCUACUUCGCCACCUACAAGAAGCAAGGAAAGGCUCCUACCGGCCGACAGAGCCUCCGUCGCAUGUCCCAGGCUCCUCUUCCCGACCCUCACCUGGUCCAGACCACUCCCGUCAAGAAGUCCAACGGUGCCUCUACCACUGGCGCCAAGACCAACAGCGCCUCUGCCCGAUCCCGCAAGGCUUAA
This is a messenger RNA of Fusarium pseudograminearum CS3096, 1032 nucleotides long. RefSeq lists its product as uncharacterized. Lineage: Eukaryota; Fungi; Ascomycota; Sordariomycetes; Hypocreales; Nectriaceae. Gene Ontology annotation, cellular component: endoplasmic reticulum membrane. The record is from RefSeq and is a predicted model, not a curated record. The transcript is spliced from 3 exons. Gene Ontology annotation, biological process: fatty acid elongation, saturated fatty acid; fatty acid elongation, monounsaturated fatty acid; very long-chain fatty acid biosynthetic process. Bases 1 to 1032 code for a protein of 343 amino acids. Gene Ontology annotation, molecular function: fatty acid elongase activity.